Messenger RNA from Solanum tuberosum (potato), 3147 nucleotides. Its product is annotated as probable ubiquitin-like-specific protease 2A. Bases 62 to 2941 code for a protein of 959 amino acids. Gene Ontology annotation, molecular function: cysteine-type peptidase activity. The record is from RefSeq and is a predicted model, not a curated record. Gene Ontology annotation, biological process: proteolysis. Lineage: Eukaryota; Viridiplantae; Streptophyta; Magnoliopsida; Solanales; Solanaceae. The transcript is spliced from 16 exons.
UACAAAUUGUUGACAUGUUUAAAUAGUGUAAAUUUCUCAGACGAUCCAUCCAUCAUCCAUAAUGACGAAGACGAGAAGCAAGAACAAGCGAAACCCUAGCAAGAAUCACGAUCUCUCCGUUUUCGAUUUUAGCCCUGAAGAUGAACGCAUUGAGAAAAGCUCUAAAAAGUUAUUGCAAACAUUCAAAAUUCAAAAACCUAACAAAUUCCAUUCUCCCGUCGAUAAGUAUUGCUUUCUCCGUUGCUUUGCAGGAGAAAUAAGUAGUACACAAAAUGAUCCGGUGAUUGAAAUCCUACACAUUGAUGAUAGUGAUGAUGUUGCAGAAAAGAAUAUAUUGGAGUCAGGUUCCACUGUGGCAUCUAGGUCUUCAAAUUUGAAGCCUUCGACAGAUGAUUGGCUUUGCCAUCUUGAGUCGAAAUGUGACACUUCUGGGGCCAAAUCCCAUAUAACAAGAGUGAAAACACCUGAAUGUUCUAUCACUGACGGCAAAAAUUUUGGUCGGAGAGAUUUUGCUGAUAAUGAACCAGUUAUUCUCGAUUUAGAUGAUGCUACCGAAGUCAAAUCAUCCAAGGCAUCUUGUUGUCUGCUAGAAAAUAAGGGUUCUGGAAACCAACAAGAAUUGAUGCAGAGUCCUAAUCUAUGUGAUACGAAAGUUCCGGUGGUUGUUAAACCUGAUCACAUCAUGUAUGAAGAUACAUAUUCUACAAGUUCCAUUUUGACCUUUUCAUGCAGUUCCAUAAAGCUUGAGGGCUCCUUCGGGAUGAAGUUACCAUUUACAUCUGAGUGGACACUUUGUGAUAUUAUCACUAUUAACUCAGAGUGGUGCAAAAGUGUUGAAACUGCCCUUGUGGAAUUGUACCUCAAAUCCAAGGAUUCAGAUGUAGCUAACACUGAUAAUGAAAGUUCAGGUGCUAUUGUGUUAACAUUUGCUUUGUUCGACCCUGAUUGGUCCGAAAUACAAGAAGCAAUUAAGAUGCUGAAUGUGCGAUACAAAGAUAAAUGGAAUAACAUUACAGCACUUGAUCCCACAAGGAGCUAUAGUCCAUUUUUUGGACGGAAAAGCAUUUCAGUUGAAGAGCAUGAUCAUCCCAAUUCCAGGGAUAACUUUGAAGAAAUUAUUUUUCCAGAAGGGGAUCCAGAUGCUGUUUCCAUAAGUAAGAGAGAUGUUGAUCUAUUAAAGCCUAAGACUUUCGUCAAUGAUACCAUCAUUGACUUUUACAUUAUGUAUUUGAAGAACAAAAUGAAUCUGGAGGAAAAAGGCAGGUUCCAUUUUUUCAAUAGCUUUUUCUUUAGAAAGCUUGCUGAUCUGGAUAGAGAUCCUUCUAAAGCUUGUGAAGGUAGAGCUGCUUUCCUGCGAGUUCGUAGAUGGACCACAAAAGUCAAUCUUUUUGGAAAGGAUUUCAUUUUUAUUCCAGUCAACUUCAGUCUCCACUGGAGUUUGAUAGUCAUCUGUCACCCUGGCGAGGUUGUUACCUUUAGAGAGGAAGAAAUGGAGAAAUCAUCUAGGGUUCCAUGCAUCUUGCACAUGGACUCAAUCCGAGGGAGCCACAAAGGCCUGAAGAAUCUUAUACAAAGUUACUUAUUGGAAGAGUGGAAAGAGAGGCACAAGGAAGUGGGAGAGGAUGUUGCGAAGAAGUUCUCGAGUCUUCCGUUUGUCCGUCUUGAGCUGCCACAGCAGGAGAACUCAUUUGAUUGUGGCCUUUUUCUGCUCCAUUAUGUGGAACUUUUUCUGGAGCAGGCUCCAAUCAACUUCAAGCUCUCCCUAUUAAGUGCAUCCUCCAAAUUUCUUUCUGAAAGUUGGUUCUCAACUGAAGAUGUUGAUUGCAAACGGGAACAUAUCAAGAGAUUGAUCUGUGAAAUUACCAGAAGUAGAGCUCAGAAGGUUUCUCCGGCUGAUUUUGAUGACAACUCGUCUUUAAAUUGCUUAGGAGAGGAAAAUACUAGUUUGAGCUUACUUCAGGAAACUCGCAAUGCAAGAGAAGCAAGUUAUGCUGAUGACUUGAGGUCACGUGAGGAUGAACUUCCUACUUUAUCUCCUGUAGCCAACCUUAUAAGGGGUUUCAAGAGUGCUGGAGUAUCAGAAGUGGUUUCUAGAGAUUUGUCUCGACCACAAGAUUCUGCAAAGUCACUUACUUAUGACAGCUGUCGGCUUUAUGGGCAAAAGGCUUCACUGAAUCCAUUUAGGAAUGUCAUGUCUCCUAUAGAGGAAGAGACAAUUGAAGAGCAGAUGACCGUUUCACCAGCCAUAAAAUCAAGGAGGCAGCCUGUUGAACAUUUUGCAGCAGCACAUGCUUCCAGCAUUUUGAGAUCCGAGACCAUGUGUCUUGGAAGAAAUGCUAGUAGCCUCGAUACUGAAAAGAUGAAUCCAGGUUGUCGAAGCAGUAGUUACUGUGGAUAUCCAAAUUCUAUAGAGAUACAUGAUGAGGAAGAUCUUAGGGCUAAAGUAGAGGAAGUAUCUGAUCCUGAUGCAGCAAAAUAUAACUCGCCAACUUUGCCUGAGGAACUUGCAGCAGGUUAUAUCGUUUUGGAUUCUCAGGAGGAAAAUGAGAACCAUGAAUGGAAUGGUCUGGAAAAUAACCUACCCAAUACUUCUGCUUUGUGCCAUAGGGAGGUUAACUCCUCUGAUAUCUAUGUUUAUAAAGUAAAUGAAAUGAUACCGUCUUCACAAUUAGUAGAGCAGUCUGCAAAGAAACCAAGGCACGUGCCUGAAGUUUUAGAGGUGUCCAGUUCUGGAACAGGAAUAAACCAAAUUGUGUUGUCUUCAACAUCAAGUGAGGAACUUGCAAGCUGUUUUGUCCAGGAUUCGGAGGAGGUCAACUCCAAGCUUUGUACUGAAGCAAUUAAUUUAAAACCAGAAAGAGGAUCAGAGAAGAAGCCCUUUGUAGGGAAACGGAGGCAUUUGUUUCGCCGUCCACGAAGAGUCAGCAUAGACCUUUCAUGAGACCUGCAUGUACAGCAUUUUUUUUUGUUUGAAAUGGAUUCUGAAGGAAAUAGGUACAAGUGUAAAUAAACCUUGUGUCUCAACAGGCAUUUACUGUUCAUUUAUCCAUCUUUUUUGUCCAGGACUUAUCUGUCCAGAGGUAAUACGUGUAUAUACACAGACUAUAUGGUUGAGCAUCAAUCAGGUAUUUCUGUUUUCUUUAUCUU